Messenger RNA from Odontomachus brunneus, 6315 nucleotides. Its product is annotated as WD repeat-containing protein 26. NCBI's taxonomy places the organism in Eukaryota, Metazoa, Arthropoda, Insecta, Hymenoptera, Formicidae. The transcript is spliced from 11 exons. Gene Ontology annotation, cellular component: GID complex. The record is from RefSeq and is a predicted model, not a curated record. The coding region runs from base 563 to 2407 and encodes 614 amino acids. Gene Ontology annotation, molecular function: protein binding. Gene Ontology annotation, biological process: proteasome-mediated ubiquitin-dependent protein catabolic process.
GUACGUGCGUGACGUAAACGACGAUCCAAACAAGUAUCAGCUGUGUUGCAGUCAUUGUUCCCUGGCUCGCCAUCCGUUUCGGUAGGCGUACGAACGGCUUCGCUUCUCUGCGCGCUUCGUGUUAUCUUCGAUCGGGUGGAACGACAUCGGGAAGACAGCGGUGGUGACGAGCGAGCAGCACGGGACACACGACGAGUCGUGCGAGCGCUUUUAGCCGUUCCGGCCACGGCAAGUGGCGAGGAGAAGAAAAAAAAAGAGGGGAGGCCAGGCCAGGCCAGGACGCGACGAGGACAGGACCUUUCCGUUUUCCUGACGCAAUCGUGGCUGCGUGCGUGCUCCGGAGACUCCCAACCCCAGCCCCGGCCGCUGACCACCGACGAUAACCACCCACGGGAGACAAUAAUCGUGUGAAAAACGGGGCGGUACGCGCAUAAGCCUGGCCUCGAGCGGCGAGUCGGACGACGGUGGACUCGCUCCGCCACCGUGCAAAAGGUCCCGUAGUAGUUCUCAGCCGGCUAGCGUAUCACCAGCGGACGAGAACCACUCUUCCUCCAGCCUGGACAUGGAUAAUUAUCGUAUGCGCUACAGCUUAAUGCAGCAGCAAGCCGCAAACAGUGGUGUAUCCUCUGGACUGCAACAGAAUGGAGAUACAGCAGACUCUGGUGGAUCACAGAUUGCUAAUGGCAAUCUGUUAGCAGACACAGAUAAUGAUGUCAGUGGUGUGAACGGAGAAGCAAAUCCAAGUUCAGGACCUCCAAAGAUAAUGGACAAAACUAAUCAGGACAUUGUGAGACUCAUCGGACAACACUUGAAGACAGUUGGCUUAGAGAAUACCACUUUCAGUCGUACUGCGGAUUUGCUUAUGCAAGAAUCAGGAUGUCGACUGGACCAUCCUGCCGCGGCGAAGUUCAGGCAGCAUGUUAUGGAUGGCGACUGGAGCAAAGCGGAUCACGACCUCAAUGAACUCAAGUCUUUUCUAAACAGUGCAAAUCAAAGUUUAGUGGAGAUGAAGUUCUUAUUAUUGGAACAGAAAUAUUUGGAAUUCUUGGAAGAGGGCAAAGUACUGGAAGCAUUACAAGUAUUGCGUAACGAGCUUACCCCUUUAGGCCAUAAUACCGGCCGUGUUCAUCAAUUGUCCGCGUUCAUGAUGUGCAGUGGACGAGAUGAAUUACAGACACGUGCAGGCUGGGAUGGCAAGGGACCAGCCUCCAGAGCUGCGCUUAUGGAUAGACUGCAAAAAUAUCUGCCACCCUCUAUUAUGUUACCACCGCGCAGACUUCACUCUUUACUUUGUCAAGCUGUGGAAAUGCAAAAUCAACAAUGCACGUAUCAUAUAACGCAUACACAGCAGACGAAUCUAGAAAAUGUCUCUCUGCUUGUGGAUCACAGCUGUAGCAAGGAAGAGUUUCCGUGCCAUACCAUACAGAUACUCAAUGACCAUUGCGACGAAGUUUGGUAUUGUAAAUUCUCACCCGAUGGUCUCAAACUCGCCACAGGUUCUAAGGAUAUGACUGUAAUUAUAUGGGACGUAGAUCCAGAAACGCUGAAAGUAACGCAUAGAAAAACACUCGAAGGACAUACGUAUGGAGUAGCGCUAAUUGCUUGGAGUCCUGACAGCACUCACCUGAUUGCUUGUGGUCCUGAAGAUUGUCCCGAAUUAUGGCUCUGGAAUAUCGACUCGCCUGAUUGCGAAUUACGUGUGAAAUUAACUCAGAGCACGGAUGACUCAUUGACGGCCUGCGCAUGGCAUCGUGAUUCAAACAAAUUUGUUGCGGGAGGUCUUCGUGGUCAAUUUUACCAAUGUGAUAUGGACGGCAAUGUUUCCGAGACGUGGGAAGGAAUAAGAGUAAAAUGCCUGUGGUGUCGGAACGACGGCAAGACCGUUUUAGCGGCAGAUUCGCAUCAUCGAAUUCGCGGAUAUAACUUCGACGAUUUGUGCGAUUUUACAAUAUUACAAGAGGAUCACCCCGUCAUGUCAUUUAGUGUAAACAAAACAGAUCGACUCGCAUUACUUAAUGUUGCGAAUCAAGGUGUGCACCUUUGGGACUUGCAUGAUAGAUGCCUCGUGAGACGUUUUCAAGGAGUCACCCAAGGACACUUUACUAUUCACAGUUGUUUUGGCGGAGUCAAUCAAGAUUUCAUUGCGUCUGGCAGUGAAGACAAUAAAGUAUACGUGUGGCAUAUCAAAAGAGAACAACCUAUAGCGACUCUCAUAGGACACAGUAGAACAGUCAAUUGUGUCUCGUGGAAUCCCGUUUAUCACCAAAUGAUGGCUUCCGUAUCGGAUGACUGUUCAGUAAGGAUAUGGGGCCCAAGAUCGGCUUGUCCAGAAGGAUCCGAUUACGAUAAGGCUGCGCUAGAAGCCCCCCCUUCAAAUAUUGACAUCUGGCGCGCGAUGGUAUCGUAGCGAACUACAGCGCAUCAGUGUUCCCAUGACCUCAUGGUGUUCAAAAGACUGUCGUGUUGAUUGUCAUACUGACAUUUUUCUGCCUUCUGCAGUUGCCCUUCUAUACCUCACUACUGUCGCUCUUAGCCACCAUCCAACGCGUACGGAGAUAAUAGGAGGGACGUAUAUGUUAGCAACAACUGCUAACUAUUAAAAACCGAAGCCAACCAUCGAGUGUAAUUUUCACAUUUGUGCAUAUAUACUUUCUGUUUCAUAUUAUCUUACGGAUUUUAUAUACAUCAUGGAAUUCGUUGUGUUAUCUCGAUUGAAAACGUUGAGUGAUUUAAUUGCGAAAACUAAUAAUCGAGAAUACGGUAUAAUACGGUAUAAUAUAAUAAAGUAAUGUUAUACGGCAGAGUAGAGAAAAUGAAGAAAAUUCCGUCUUAGAGAAUUGGUGUCUAAAGAUAAAAUUAUAUCCAACAAACGGCGACGUAUUGUGCAUGGAACGAAUCCACAUAAUAAUCUUGGAACAGUAUCGUAGAGAUAUUACGUUUUGACGGAAAUUUUGUCAGAUUUGACUCUAAUUGUACUAGUAAGCACUGUAAAAAGAUACAACAGUCUCGGGUCUACAGUUUUUAUUCGGAAUUGUUCAUCUCGUCUAGUGACAUAUACAUUAUUUUAAUGUGUUAUGUUUUGCAGUUUUCGUCCUUUCUUAAGAGACUGUAAAUUUUCAAGUAUGUAUCGUAAUCUCGUAAGGGAUUACUGGAAUUCUUGGCGCGGGCUGGGCGAAAAUUCGAAAAUAUUCAGUGCAGAAAUAAAAAUUUCGCUGCGUUCUCAAUACAGCGUAACAAACUACAGAGUUUAAAGAGCGAUAUCUGUAAAUGCGUGAAAUCCUUUUAUUUGUUCAGGCAUUUAUAUAGAAAAGAAAAAAUUACAUCAGUUUUUAGUUAAAUUUGUAGUCGUGUGAUUCGCACGAACAAAAUUAUCCAGUCUAUAUAUAUUGUCGAGAAGAUUUCUAGAAAUGGGGAAUCGAGUGCGCUCCGAGUUUUAUCGAUACCAUCCGCAGCGUGUUCGAAAUUUGCAAUAUUAUGAGUAUUAUGAAGCGUAACAGUAUCUAGUCGCAAAUAUAUAUCGCGAUUUCACAAGAGAUUAUUGAUUCUGGCGCGUUGAACGAAAAUACCAAAACAUAUUCGACAAAGAAAUAACAAUUUUCUUGCUGCUUGGGGUAAUUCCAAUAUCACAAGCAGCGACAAAUCACACUACGUUAGAUUUAAAGGAAUGAACGAAUUUCAGAGCCACGUGUUCUCUCUACCCGUAUUGUUAAAACAUUUAUAAAGUAGCGAGUAAAACUUUUAAGACCAAUAUUAUCUUUAACGCUGUGAAAUCCCGGCUGCGACCUCCCGACGGGAAUUUAUAUCAGUCGAUUGUUUCUCAGUGUUGUCACCGUUUUUUGACUUUAUAAAUUCACUUUCUCGAUCGUUGACACUGUAUGAUUAGCAAUGCGUUCCGCACCUACAACCAGUAGUUUUCUACAAAUUAUUCUGCGAUUUCUAGUCUUGGGACUUCGAAUGCUGCUUUGAAUGUUCUCAUUCUUUACUAUUCACUUGAAACAUUUUACGAAUAUUGAAUAUAAAAAAGUACAAAAGAGAAUAUCGGCCUUUUUCCCAACUAAACUUUCCGAUUUUAUUACGAAAUGAUAAAUUAUAGACAACACAUAUACACACAUGCACAAGUUAUAUAUCUGUAUCUUGAGAGCAAGGAAAAAGGUCUAAUUACUCAUGUCUUUUUCAUUUGCGGUUGUACAAGUCUUCAAAUUUGUAAAUCUUUCAGGACCUGUAUGUAUGUAUGUGUAUGUGCGUGUAACAUAUAUACUACGAAUUGAUUAACUAGUAUUUUAAAUAACAUUUUAUGAUUAUAUAUAAAGAACGAAAUUUAUGAUUGAACUUAGGGAAAACUUUUAGAAAUUCUGAAAUAUCUACAAAUUCUAAGACUUGUAUAAAAAACUGUACAUUGAAAAAGUAGAUAAGUAGAAUUAUAAUCCUUUUUCUUCCAAGAGGUACAGAUGCAUAUCUGUAUUAUGUACGAAAAUCUAUAUAUUUUAUAUAUAUAUACAUGUAUAUAUAUUCGUAUAUAUUCGCUUUACGUUUCAAAGUACUCAUAGUAAUUCCGAAUACCUUUCAUCUCUUGAUUGGAUUUUGUUCCAACGGCUUUCAGGUGGUAUCGAUGUUACUUGGUACGUACUCGUUUCCUCGAUUAUAGCUAUUCUUUACAGAUAUGCGCGACAAAUCCACGAUUUUUAAAAAUACUACACACAAUGAAGGGAACAUUUAAAUACAGAAGUUACUGCGAUUCGCGAUUAUAUAUAUUAUGUUUGGCUUUGUUUUUUAGGCGUCUGUUAGGGAACUGUACGAAUAGUGAAAUCGAGCUCAAAAAAAAAAAUGAGACACGAAAAUUUUGUAGAUCGUGCAAAUUGCGCAAGCAAAUCUCACCAUUCGUGUAGUAUCCUCGCGACUGCCGCCGGCAGAUCUUUAUACUGACAAACCGCCCCGCACCACCCUAUUAUUAUUGUUAUUAAUAUUAUUUUUUAUUAUAAUUAUAUUAUUAUUAGGCUAUAUAAUUUUUUUCAGUCAAGCAUUUAACGUGAAUAACGAAAAUGUUUUUAAGUGGAAUUUAACUUAUUUAUGUGUAAUUAAACAAUCUGUGAAAUGACAAAAACAUACAUAGGUAAUGUUGGAGAAUUACGAAUGUUGUACUCGUCUUAUUAACUGCCAUGAAUCGAUGCAAUGAAGGACGCAAUGUACUGUCUCUUUUCCGUCACUUGUAACUUGACAAAUGGCAAAUACGCUAGUUGCAUUACACAGUAUUAGUAGAGUGAAGAGAUCGGUGUAGCGACGAUACACACAAUAUUCAAGAAAAUUAUUAGAUUCGCUUUUUUUUUUUUUGAUUGUUGUCUGCACUCUCGCCCGUGUAAAGCUAGUUUCUCAAUUACAAAGAUUACACGCAGAAGAAAAAAAUCGGAACAAGGAAUACAAUUCUGGUGAAGAUAUAUAUACUUAGAACGCAAUGGCAAUUAACGGGAUGAGUAUGUUGGAGGAGAGGAAAAAAAGGUUCAAUUUAUUUUACUGUCCGAAGUAAACGAGAAGUCUGAGAAUAUCGAGAGAUGUAGGAUAUACCUAUAUAUGUAAACUUGUACAAACAAAAAAAAAGAAGAAAAGAAUAAUAAUACCUUUGCAACAUGUACAACUAUUAAACACAUUUACAUGCAAAGAAAACUUCUGUAGUUGAUGAUCCUAAUGUUAACAGGAAGUAACGUAAUGUCAGUCACUAUUAUCAUUUGCAUUUAGCAAGAUUUACCUCUGGUGCCUUAGCACUUUACGAUCCGAUCGAAAAUUGACAAAUCUCGCGCGCGUGAGAACUCGGAACGUUAUUUCACUCGUGACGCGACGGAUUCCGAUAGUCCCUGGAUGUAGCGAAACUGUAUAGUGACAAUUUCAGCAGAGACCACCCCUUUAUAAGUAUCCUUCAAAAUUCACUCGCACGUACACAUUUGAUUUGAUCUUAUACGCAUUCUUACGUUAGCCCGAACACACGUUGAACUUCAGCUCUAGGUACUACGAACCCACGUAUUGUAACGUUGAAUGUUGAAUUGUCCGUUUGUCAUAAGUAUUUGUAUAUCUGCCGUUGUACAAUACUCUGAGAGAGAGAGAUAGAGAGAGAGAGAGAGAGAGAGAGAAAGAGAGAGAGAGAGAGAAAGCAAUAAUAUAAUAGCUUCCGAAAUUUUUAAUUUUUUCAUAGAUAAAUGUGCAAACGAAAAUGGUUGUGUAUAAUUAAGGACGGAAGAGUGUACCUAUUAUUACACGGUCGAAUAUCUCGAUUUUAUCUUUUAUCACUGGACAAAUAAAGGCAAAAGCUCUCAAUUGUACUUUUAA